Ochotona curzoniae (black-lipped pika) is the source of this 2514-nucleotide messenger RNA. It is a transcript of the gene FAM124A, whose product is annotated as family with sequence similarity 124 member A. The record is from RefSeq and is a predicted model, not a curated record. Lineage: Eukaryota; Metazoa; Chordata; Mammalia; Lagomorpha; Ochotonidae. Bases 33 to 1655 code for a protein of 540 amino acids. The transcript is spliced from 4 exons.
CCUGCGAGCGGAGCGUGGUCGGGAAGCGCACCAUGGACCCGAAGGCGGGCGGCGGCGGCGAGGAGGACGACUGCGCGGACUCCGGCGCCGAAACCGGAGGGUCUGACUACAGCCACCUGUCCUCCACCAGCAGUGAGCUUUCGGUGGAAGAGGCGCAGGACCCUUUUCUGGUCAGCAUCCACAUUAUCGCGGACCCAGGGGAGUCACAGCCCCUGCAGGAGGCUAUCGACAAGGUGCUGGUGUGGAUCCACCCGGACCUGCCGCUGUUUCGGGUGUCAGAGCGGCGGGCACGCAGGCGGCGGCGGAAGCCCCCCAAGGGCGCGCAGCCGGCGCUAGCCGUGGUGCUGUUCCUACAGGAGGAGUACGGCGAGGAGCAGAUCCUACAGCUGCACCGCACGCUGCAGCGACCACCCUGGCGCCACCACCACACAGAGCGUGUGAACGGCCGGUUCUUGCCCUACCUGCCGUGCAGCCAGGACUUCUUCACCCUGGCGCCAGGGACCCCACUCUGGGCCAUCCGGCCGGUGCACUACGGCAAGGAAAUCGUACGCUUCACCAUCUACUGCCGCCACGAUAGCUACGCCGACAGCCUGCGCUUCUAUGAGCUGAUUCUUCGCCGGAGCCCCAGCCAGAGGAAAACCGACUUCUGCAUCUUCCCCAUCUUCUCCAACCUGGACGUGGACAUUCAGUUCUCCUUGAAGAGGCUGCCCUGUGACCAGAGUCCCAUCCCCACUGAUUCUUCGUUGCUGGAGUUCCGAGUGAAGGACAUGGGUGAACUGGUGCCCCUGCUGCCCAACCCUUGUAGUCCCAUCAGUGAGGGGCGCUGGCAAACGGAGGACCACGACGGAAACAAGAUCCUGCUGCAGGUGCCAAGGGCACACAGGAAGUCUUCCAAACCUGGCCAAGUGCAUCACUCUGACAAGACAACUCGUUCCAGUCCUUUGCCAAGUGCCACUUCCCAAAGUCAUGGCAGCAUCCUGCAGUCCCCAAUUGACAACCCCCUCCCAGGGCCCAGCUGGAUGCACCUGCCUCCCCAACACCAACAGGAACUUGCCAACCCAGCCAACAGCCCCCAAGGCCCUCCCUGGUGUUUCCAGAGAAGCAAAUCCUUAUUCUGUUUGCCCACAGAUGGCCCCUCACCAGCCUCCUCCUCUGAACCACAGUGGCUUUCCAGCAAAGGGCCCAGGGCAUCAGAGCGGAGGCAUAGCCAACCUUUCUCCAUUGACGACUUAGAGGGGGCCCAGGAAACAGAUGUGGACACAGGCUUACGGCUGUCCUCUUCGGACCUGUCUGUGGUCUCCGCGUAUUCUGCACCCAGUCGGUUCUGCAACACGGCAGAGAUGCCAGUCCCCUCUGAAAGCUGCACCAGCCACUGGCCAAGGCAUGAGAAGUCCAGAGAAGGACUACCCCAUGCUGUCAGCAAGGCCACCACGGGGGUUUCCUGGGUCUCUGUCCCUUUCUUCAGCACAGCCUCUUCCAGCUCCUCAGUGACAGCUGGUGCUGCUGUCCCAGAUGUAAGCACUUCCUCACUUCCAAGGUCACCCCCAGAACACCCCUGUGAUGCUCCCCAACUCUCACAGACUGGCAGAACCAUGCCACCUCUCCCAGUGUUGGCUGAUCCUGGGGAAAACGACGUGGAAGAAUUCUACAUCUGAAUGCCUCCAUUCUGGUUUUCCAGACACAUCAGUGUCCUCAGCCCCACACCCCAGGUCUGUCUGGAAUUUAAUUAUCUCCUGCCUGGGAACCAUAAGCACAUUUGCCAUGCCCUCCAUUCGUAACCAAGAGAUGGCAUCUUUUAGGGACUUGUUGGAGAAUACCAACUUUUGAUGCAAAUAAAUCCAAGACAAAGCUAGUGCCCGUAGAAUAUAUUUCUGAAUGCUCAAUUUGAGGCCUGGCUUACUGCACUUACACCGUGUAAAUGCAUCGUUAUAAUGAUUUGAGAUGAAAAAGAAAGCCUUGUCAGCCAGAGCUGAUUAGCACAUUUUCCCACUGAGGAGGAAAAACAAUUAAAGCCAGAAUAUUGAAUGUGGAAAGCGUGCUAAGUGACUUGUGGGAACCACCCAGGCACCAUAAUAGAAUAUGCACCUUACAGGACUCUCCGUACGUAUGUGCAUGACCAGGGAACAGCAGCCCUAGGGAUUUCCAGAUCUUAGAGUGGAAAAAUCAGCUCAAGAAGACGGCUGUCACCAGGUAUCAGACUAUAGAAUGACUCACUUUGAGGCCAUGCAGCUACUGAAAAUCUGGAUUUACAUGAAAGUGACUGGGAUACUUUGUAAGGAUGCGGCAUGAGUAACAAACUGCUUGUGCAUUUCAGCUAUGAUUUGAAUUCCAAAAAUUAGACUUGCAUCUAUUUUUCAGUGAUAUUCAUUAUAAUGAAUGAGGGCUGCGGAUAACUACUGCACUAUCCAAAUUUACAGGAUCACUGUGUAAGUCUCACUCUUGGGCUUAUAGAAUAAUAGGCUGUCACACAUAAUUGGUAGUCUUAAGAUUUACAGUUUAAAAAGCACAGUGUAA